Molecule: messenger RNA, 720 nt
Organism: Paraglomus occultum
Lineage: Eukaryota; Fungi; Glomeromycota; Glomeromycetes; Paraglomerales; Paraglomeraceae
Source: the annotation of a GenBank genome assembly
ACAACAUCACUGAUUUCGCUCCACCGCAAUCAGCGGGAAACUCAACACAUCCAAUUGCAUCCAACGACACGGACAGAGGAGACACAUAUCAGCCACAGUUCGUACCUGAUAUGUCAUCUAAUUUCAAGCGCGAUAGUCAUCAGUAUACAAAAGGAUCAUAUUCAGAAUACAGAGGUAGUCAUGAUUAUGCACGCAAUCUACGCAUACAGCAAUUCAACGAAGGAUAUAGACCAGAAGCCCGAAACUCGACUUCUGAUCAGUCAACAUUGCAGACUAGGACAGGUUCAGCAUCAUAUCGAGACGGUCUACCCACGCACCACACUAGAGGUGGUGAUGAUGACUACGACACAAAUUCAGUGGUCUCCUCCAUAUAUUCGCAACCGAGUGCCAUGGCAGCACAUAGUGACCGCGCAUCACAUGUACACGAUUUUUCUUCUGAAACUGACAGACACAAUCGGACGCGUGAUCAAGCGGUGCCUAAUGAAGAAGAAAAGCCUUACGCUUACGAUCGUAGGGGAUAUGAAGAUGCCGGUCACUAUGAACAGACCCAUUCAUACGAGGAUUAUCAGAAACGUAGGAACAUCUCAACUUCCGCUGCUGAACCAGAACAGCAAUUGUAUGAAGCAGGCUAUGAGGGAGAUUACCCAUAUAAUGUGAACGAAGAACAACCUGUGGAAGGUGGAUAUUAUGGAGAAAAUUACCGCCCAGUCGAUCUUUACG